This is a messenger RNA of Nymphalis io (European peacock), 633 nucleotides long. RefSeq lists its product as uncharacterized. The coding region runs from base 120 to 461 and encodes 113 amino acids. Lineage: Eukaryota; Metazoa; Arthropoda; Insecta; Lepidoptera; Nymphalidae. The record is from RefSeq and is a predicted model, not a curated record. The transcript is spliced from 3 exons.
AACCGUGAAGUUCACGACCUUCAUACUAUACCAAAUGGUUAAUUUGACGUGGACCGUUCAUCCUGUCACAUGGGGAAAAUGGUUAUAUAAAGGUAUGAGUGGAAUUAAUCAGGCACAGAAUGAAAAUCAUGACGAAGAUAGUCUCCAUUAUUUUACUAGCAUUAAUCUUAACCAGCGUAUUCGCAUUACCUGAACGUAAAAAGCGCGCUAUCGAUAAUAGCGGAUUUAACACUAAUGGCGCAAAACGUGGAGCGGAUGCAGGCGCGUGGGCUGGUGCCGCGGCCGCUAGCAGCAGCAGUAGUGAAAGUUCUAGUUCCAGUGAAAGUGGUGGAUGUGAUGGGGGAGCAGACAACAAUUGCAGCGAUAGCAGCGAAGACACGGAUCCUAAGGCCGAAAUAAGUAAGAAAAAUCAAUCAUUCGUCGGUACCUCCGCAGCUGCCUCGGCUUCCACUUAUAGCUAAACCACAAAUUAAAUAAUAAUCAAAACAAUAUUACUGAGGAGCAAAAUUAUUUAUUAAUUAGUAUUCAUUUAUCAAAUAACAUUAAUUAGUAAUGCUUACAAGUUGGCUCUAGGCAUUGUCAAAUAUAACUUUUGUCUUUUUUAUCUCCAAAACAUUUGGUUGUAAUUUUCGU